Molecule: messenger RNA, 3142 nt
Organism: Miniopterus natalensis
Lineage: Eukaryota; Metazoa; Chordata; Mammalia; Chiroptera; Miniopteridae
Gene: ZNF239
Product: zinc finger protein 239
Biological process (GO): regulation of transcription by RNA polymerase II
Cellular component (GO): nucleus
Molecular function (GO): DNA-binding transcription factor activity, RNA polymerase II-specific; RNA polymerase II cis-regulatory region sequence-specific DNA binding
Source: RefSeq, a predicted model, not a curated record
AUAUUUUAAAAAAAAAAAAAGAUCACCCUGCCCAUCUGACAUGGCUCAGUGGUUGAGCAUUGACCUAUAAUUCAGGAGACUGAAUAGUGAAAUGGCCCUGAUAUGGUUAUUGAGUGUGAAAUGAGACAGAUCAUUGGGACUACAGAGGUUAAAAAAUGUAGGUUAAGAAGGUUAGGAUGUUGGGUAAAUUGUUCUCGUGUUUGUUGAAGUUGUCUGGAUAAUAGUAGUAGAAAUAGGGGUAGAAAGCACAACUCAGCAAGGACCAUGAGAUGACAAUGACAUGGAAAGAUUAAGUAGCUGAAUAGCUUGAGCUUAAGUGAGUUGUGGGCAGGAGAGGCAGGAUUUGGAAGGAAGUAGCAAAGUAGAUGAGAAAGGAGUGAGUUUCCAAUAAAACUUGAUUUGGAUCCCUCAGAUCCCUGCACUGCAACUUCUUCUAUACCCUUUUCACCUUUCCAGGUGCUCCCAACCUCACCUUCCUUCCAGGGCAUUUGUGCAGAUGGUUGUCAGUUAAGGAGAAAUGUGCUUAAUGUUUUAGGAACCAGGGACAUUCGAGGAUUUCUCUGUGGACUUGACUGUGGAGGAGUGGGGUCCCCUGGACCCUGCUCAGAGGAAGCUGCACUGACCUGUGAUGCUGAAUUACAGCCACUUGGUCUCAGUGGGAGACUUGAAUGAAAAUUCUUUGGAGAAUCUUCAAGAGAAAGAACUUAGGGAUCUAUUACAUGAAGAGCUUUUCUGCUGGCUAACUUGGGAAGAGAUGGCCAGUACCGUAACUGGGAGUCAGGAUUACAUUGCCAAUCUUCAAGGAGAAGUGUACAGGGGCCCUCAACUAGAUCUUUCCCCUGGUCAAAAGUGGGGAGAAGCACCUUCUCACAUUUCCAGAAACAAGAGCAGUGGUGUGACACUUCAAAGUGAUGAUUUCAAAAACAUGGAAAGUGAAGAAUAUUUGUCUUUGAAAGUUCCGAGCCAAAUUGCCACACAGGUCUCCUCAGGGAUAUUUUGUAAGAAUGAGCCCCAGGAUCCUCAGGAAAGCAAAAGUCUGUUUGUAACUGGAGAAAGCACUGAGAGAAAAGUGUUAGGAGGGAAAAGUCCUCCCAUAGACCACUGUUCAGAGACCCUUCAUAUUAAACUUGUGUCUGAUGUAAUAGAACUGGUCUCACCAUUGUUCAGUGGUGAAGCAAUUUGCCAGAAUAGCCAACUGAAAGAAUCCUUGGAUCCCUUUGACUGUAACCGUAACAACAUUUAUGGUUGGAAAUCACGGGUGAUCAGUCAUCAGAGAGCUCAUACAGAAGAGCAUCCCUGUAACCAUUAUGAUUGUGGCAAAAUACCUAAUACCAGCUCAAACAGUCAUCCACGUGAGAAAAUACACACUGCAGAGAAACAAUACCGAUGCAGUUGGUGUAGUAAGGACUUCAGUGAGAGCUCAGAGCUACUACUUCAUCAGAGAGACCACAAAGAAGAAAAGCCCUACAAAUGUGAGCAGUGUGGGAAGGGCUUCGCGAGGAGCUCGAGUCUCCUCAUCCAUCAAGCUAUCCACACUGAUGAGAAACCUUAUAAGUGUGACAAGUGUGGGAAGGGCUUCACAAGGAGUUCAAGUCUGCUCAUUCAUCACGCAGUCCAUACAGGAGAGAAACCUUAUAAAUGUGACAAGUGUGGGAAGGGCUUUAGUCAGAGCUCCAAACUGCACAUCCACCAGAGAGUGCACACUGGCGAGAAGCCCUAUGAGUGUGGAGAGUGUGGAAUGAGCUUCAGUCAGCGCUCUAACCUGCACAUCCACCAGCGAGUCCACACAGGAGAGAGGCCCUACAAAUGUGGAGAGUGUGGGAAGGGCUUCAGUCAGAGUUCGAACCUUCACAUUCACAGGUGCAUACACACGGGGGAGAAGCCUUACCAGUGCUAUGAGUGUGGGAAAGGCUUCAGCCAGAGCUCAGAUCUCCGCAUUCAUCACAGAGUUCACACUGGGGAGAAGCCCUAUCACUGCGGCAAGUGUGGGAAGGGAUUUAGCCAGAGCUCCAAACUCCUCAUCCACCAGAGAGUACAUACAGGAGAAAAGCCCUAUGAAUGCAGCAAGUGUGGGAAGGGCUUCAGCCAGAGCUCCAACCUCCACAUCCACCAGCGGGUUCACAGGAAAGAUCCCUGUUAACAAGCUCUUUAAUUAUAUGCUUGUACUCUGUAAAUGCUUAAAUAUUUUUAACAUCAUUCUUACCUUUAUAUUCGGUGAAGAAAGAUAAUGAGUUAUUAAAAUAUGUUCCUUCACUGAAAAUCAUUCAUUUAAAGUGUUUAAGUGCCAAGAACUUUGUUAUGCUAUACAAUGAAUUACUUGUUCUAGUUCCUUAGAUGGGUAGAGUGAAAAUAUCUGUACACUGUAGUUCAGCCAGUGUUACUAGAACUAUAUACCCUACCCAACAUUUAUAACUGCAAGGACAUUACAUUUAUCCAAGCACAACAUGUUUCCCUUUGUUCUCACAAUCUCUGAGAAAUGGGAACACUGAUUUCUCUUCAAAUCAUGUGCCUUGUAUUUGUCAUAUUUCUUUCCAGCCUGAGUAGCCCUGAAUAAACUAUAAUUGUAUAAUAUAUUGGUUUUAAGCCAAGGGGUGUUUGGCUUAAUCAUGAUGGACAUAUAAUGGGCAUGGAAAUUUGUUGUAUUUAUUGCAAAAAUGUACAACAGUCUAUGGCCACACAACAAGAAGGUGGAGAAGAGCUCCUUGUGUAGUACAACCCAUACACCAUUUUAGGGGAUGUUGAAACCCCCCUUCCCACAAAGCAGCAGCUCAGGAGCAUGAAUACUGUAGUUCUUUUCCAUCAAUGUGGCUAGCCUAUUGAGGUUCUUCCAGAUCUCACCACUUCAUAUGACUCACCCAAAUUAAAGCUAAGUAGGUUACAUACCAUCUUGAAACAUUUCAAAUGAAAUUGAAACAUAUUUAAGUAAAUUCAGUUCUUCUCUCAACACUUUCCUCUCAUUUCCUUCAUUUUCUUGAUCACCUAUGUUGUAUACUAAGCAAAACAAAUGAGUCAGGAGAGAAAGUUUCUGAUAUUUGUCCCUUCCAGCUUACCUUGUUUUAACAUUUGAUUUACCUCAAAAAAAAGUUGUUUUUUGCAGCUUCUCUAGCCUCUUUAGACCUCACUAUAGACAUAUUUAUAAAAU